Solenopsis invicta (red fire ant) is the source of this 6670-nucleotide messenger RNA. RefSeq names its product tyrosine-protein kinase transmembrane receptor Ror (gene Ror). Lineage: Eukaryota; Metazoa; Arthropoda; Insecta; Hymenoptera; Formicidae. The record is from RefSeq and is a predicted model, not a curated record. Gene Ontology annotation, cellular component: signaling receptor complex; membrane. Gene Ontology annotation, biological process: protein phosphorylation; cell surface receptor protein tyrosine kinase signaling pathway; positive regulation of kinase activity. Bases 830 to 4276 code for a protein of 1148 amino acids. The transcript has 14 exons. Gene Ontology annotation, molecular function: ATP binding; transmembrane receptor protein tyrosine kinase activity; protein binding.
CAGUAUCGCGCGACACCUCGUCCGUUGUCGUCUGUCUUGCUGCGUCUUUUCGUGUAUGUGUGUGUGAGAGAGAGAGCGUGCGGGAGUGACACGCGCGUAUUCGCGUCGAGAGACCGGCUCUCAGUUGACGGAGAAGGAAUCGAGCCACUUUUGAACGAAUAGUCGUAAUCCGAACGAUUAGCGAGGGCGUCAAUAAAUGCGGAAGUGGACAACUUCACGCGCGUGCUUGUCCGUCGUGUAUCCUCGAUGACAACGUGGAACGGUUGUUAGCGUGACAGUUAAUGCGCGACGUAUACGACAUUUCGUGUGAGUAAACGCGACGAGACUCAUGAUGACUCUAUCAUAACGCGGAGUUUUCAAACGAUCGCGAAAGAACAAUUCCCUUUUGUGAAAAGAAUCACGUGACCGCAAGGGUGACCGGGGGCAUCAUUUGUUCGACCACGGUUGCUCCGACGUGACGUUCGCGACGAGGGAGAGGAAUCGCCGGGAAUCGCUGAGAAGAUUCGACGGAUCCGUGAGUUUACUUUCUUAAUUUCGAUUAAUCUCGAAGAGACACGCGCGCGUAUGCCGGUGAAAACGUCGCGGCCCGAUUCGCCGGACGACGGCGCGCGCGCGCAUGCUCCAUUUUGAAAAUUUGAAGUUAGCAAGUGACUCGCAAACUCCGCGGGCGAACGUGCGCGAACUCGAAACCGCGUUCUCCUCGUGCGUCCAGGACUUGUACCUCUCGAGUAUGUGCAUCACAGUGGGAUUCUCGUGCUUCCUCGUAUCCGCGCGCGUCCAUAAUUGACUGUUGUGCAUCGGGUUUGUGUUUUUCACCUCGUGGGACAACAUGGCACGCGGGGGUCACCGUCAGUUGUGCACGCUCCUCUUCCUCCUCCUCUUCGCGGACAUCUUGAAAGGUGGAAAUGGCGAUGUCGAGGAUUCGGAUACCGACGUGCAAGACUACAGCACAGACGAGGACUACAACGAUGUUUUUGACUCGACCACGAACGGGACCGACGUGGACGCUGCAUCCGGCACGAAAAGUGGUACUUUAAAAUUCGUAAGGACUUUGACAAACAUUUCGAAGGAUGCCGGCGGCAUAGCUCAUAUGCGAUGCGAAGUCGUGGGCGAUCCUCCUCCAACAAAGAUACGAUGGUACAAGAAUGAAGCGCCAUUAGAAGAGAACCGACCAAAAAUCACCAUUAGAAAAAUACACGCGCAAAUGCACGAACAUGCGGCGAAGAACUUGGCAGGAAGUCGAUUAAAAAUCACAAAUUUGGACGUUUCUGACAUUGGUUUUUAUAUUUGUCGCGUCAGUAAUGGUAAGGACCAAAUUCAGAGCGAAGGAACCCUGCGAGUCGAUUCUUCAAAAAAAUGGCCAGCUCCUAUGCAUCCAGAACAUUCUAUGGGACAACCGUCAGGCGAUAAAUUUUCCACGGGGAUAUCAGGGCCAAGCUUUAUUGAUGGCAUGGGACAUGGAGACAUGUUGGACAUCUCAGGAAGUGGAAUGUCUACGCCUCACAUCUCCCACUUGGCAUCUGUGAAUCCCUUCAACGCACAUUCGCCGAGUCCACAGCCAACUAGUUCACAAUCCAGCACCAUGGAUUUCAAUACACUCAGCGGCCUUACUAAUGGCAAUAUACAAUUCCCUCCUAAUGUGAAUUUCGAUGAAAUAUCAAGCAUAAGUUCAGUUCCAGGCAGAAAAGACAAUCAUAGAGGAACUUGCGAGGUGUAUAUAGGAAAAACCUGCGCACAAUUUGUAGGAAACCAAUCGGUUUAUAUUAUAUAUCCCAUGACACAGAAAAUGCUUGAGGAGAAGUUAAUGAAAGCCUUUCAAGUUAUCAAUUUCUCAAACGAACUCUCGUCGAAUUGCGAAGGGUAUGCAAAGCCGUCCCUUUGUUAUUCCGCCUUCCCGAUAUGCCGCGAUCCAGCUAACGCUCAGAAACCGAAGAACGCGGAAGCGAGCACGCAGCUCUUCAAUCUCCUGAAUUCCAAACAAGACGACUUCUUAGACGACGGAGACCGCGACGACACGGAUGAUUUUUCGAAACUGCACAGCGUUCCUAAACGUAGUCCUACCUUGGGUCCAGGUUUCGACUUUAUACACAACGAAGAUGGGAAAUCAACUAACAAGAAAAUAAUUAAUCAGAGUUACGGCGACAUGCGAGCGUCCAGCAGAAACGAGAUUAAUCGCAAAUUACGAAAGAUAUGCCGGGAGGAGUGUGAAAUGCUAGAGAAUGAGUUGUGUAGGAAGGAAUACGCGAUAGCGAAGAGGCAUCCGUUGAUUGGGCAUCAAGUGCCUUUGGUCGAAUGUUCCGAUUUACCACUGGAAGGGACAACUGAGGCUCGUGAUUGCUUAACGCUUGGAUUGUCUGUGGCAAAUAAUGUGCAAGAAAAUGAUUAUUGCUAUUGGGGUAGUGGAAAAUCCUAUAGAGGAACUGUAAAAACAAGCAUUAAUGGAAAACCAUGUUUACGGUGGUCCCAUCAUUUCAAUCUUGCGAUUUCCGAUUAUCCGGAAUUAGCUGGACGUCAUUCUUAUUGCCGAAAUCCUGGCGGCAAAGAACCUCAACCAUGGUGUUUCGUCGAUGUGAAUAACAGAAUGCAAAAAGAGUUUUGCAAUAUACCUAAAUGCGUUGAGAAUUUAUGGAUUUACGCGGUCGUUGGUUUUGUACUAACGGGAGGAUUUGUUAUUAUAUUAAUUUGUUAUUGCUGCUGCUACAGAAGUAGAAAAUCCAGAAGGCAAAUGAAUCAUUUACCAUCCAAUAAAAUGUUAACUAGUAUUCAGUGCGAUAAAAAUAUAUACGACGGAAGAAGGAGCACGACACAACCCAUGGAAAUGAGUUCUCUCUUGGCAGGGCCCGGUAAUACGACACCAGGCACUGGUACUUUAAGCAGUGGCAGUAGUAGAACUUCUAAUAAUAGGAUACCGCAAUUUACUACAAAUAAUAUCGUGCUCUUGCAAGAACUUGGUGAAGGCGCUUUCGGAAAAGUUUAUAAAGGCGAAUUGCAAACUGGAAAUAAAUGUGAACCACCAAUUUAUGUAGCGGUAAAAACGUUGAAGGAAAAUGCAACUCCCAAGACUCAGAGCGAUUUUAAAAGAGAAGUUGAAUUGAUGACGGAUCUACGACAUCCGAAUAUCAUUUGUUUGCUCGGCGUGAUACUGAAAGGAGAACCAAUGUGUAUGCUUUUUGAAUACAUGACUCAGGGGGAUCUGCAUGAGUUUUUAAUCUGUCAUUCCCCGAGAUCGGAUGUCCCGUUAAAUAACAGUGGCGGAAAAAUUCUAGAACAACCGGAGUUUUUGCAUAUUGCUUUACAAAUUGCUUCCGGUAUGGAAUACUUGGCAAGUCAUCAUUACGUCCAUCGCGAUUUGGCAGCGAGAAAUUGUCUAGUAGGCGAUAAUCUAACAGUCAAAAUCUCAGACUUUGGUCUGUCGCGAGAUAUAUACAGCAGUGACUACUAUAGAGUACAAUCCAAGAGUCUACUCCCUGUUCGAUGGAUGCCACCCGAAUCGAUUCUUUAUGGUAAAUUUACUACCGAAUCGGAUGUAUGGAGUUUCGGAGUUGUACUUUGGGAAAUCUACAGUUACGGUUUGCAGCCGUAUUACGGAUACAACAAUCAGGAAGUUAUAGACAUGAUUCGCUCACGACAACUAUUACCAUGUCCUGAAGACUGCCCGACAAUGAUUUACAGUCUGAUGAUCGAGUGUUGGCACGAGGUAGCGAAUCGUAGGCCACAGUUUCCGGAAAUCCAUCACCGACUGCAUAAUUGGUACAUCAAUCAAACCUACUUGAGUGACUUCUGCAACGAGUCCAUCACCAGUUACUCUGGCAGUAGUCACAAGAGCACAAACAAGACUAAUUCGACGCAACUAUCAGCGCCGAUAUAUAAAAGCGAUCAGAAAACAGGUACAGAAUCAGUGAACAUGUGUAAUCUUAACGAUCAUAAUAACGCGAUAAAAAUACCGCCACCGACAAAUACUUUCCUGAAUUCUAAUUGCGUUGAGCAGAGACUAAAUUGCGGUUUCAGCACAGAACAUGGAACGCCAAUAAAAACGUCUAAUUACCAAAAUCCUGCUACAAACGUCAAUCUGAACGAUAUUUAUGACGACAAACAGUGUUGCUCACCCAAAUUGAGUGGCGCGAAAAAAGUUUUACCCGCGGUAAUACCUCAGGCGGGUAUUCCCAAACCGAACGUGCCCAACAAUGGCCCGAGACCGAUGCAAAACGGUGCACAAUUGGUCGUCAGGUUACCGGAUCCCAGUAAAGUCACGACUGAAACGAGGGUAUCAAAGUGAACUAGUUCGUUUGCGAUCACGAAUGAUUCAUCGUCGAUCAAACGAAACACUUCUAAUUUCCAUUGGGAACAUAAGCUCCUUAUCAUUCACGCUCUCAACACCAAGGAUUUGGAGUUAUGACAACCAUAUAGGUUGCCAUCGAAAUAGGCACUGAUGCCAGUUUUGUAUCGAAAAAAAGAGAAACUAAUCACGAAUGCAUACGUUCUUCAUUUACCGUGAUGAUUUGUCAGCGUUGAUGAAUGUAUGUUUAUUCUCACGAUUGGAUAUUUUUUUCGUAUUAAACAAAUAGGAUACAGAGACCUACUACAAAAACCAUUACUGCCAUAUAUACGUUGCUAUAUAUACAUUGCUAUAUAUACAUUUAUUUAUUUUUACAAAUAUACACGUAUUUUAUAUUUCCUCUUAUUUCGAAGAACUUAUAUAAAGUGUUUUUCUUGCGACCUAUUGAAUGAUUUUUUUGAAUGGCAUCGAACAAACGAGAUACAGAGAAUAACUACAAUACUUAAUCACUGCCAUAUAUAUGCAUUUAUUUAUUGUUAUAAAUAUACACGUAUUUUAUAAUAUAUAUUAUUAUUUUGGAUGGUAUAUAUACAUAUAUAUCUGUAAUGUUUUACAUCUAAUUUAAUACUUACAUACGUGGGACAUGGAACCGAAUGUCGUGCUCUAAUGAUUCCAUUUAUGACUAUAAUAAUACAACUCAAUAGAACGAAAUUUUUAAGACGUGCCCUUUUUUAUUUUUAUGAGAAGAUAUUCAUUGAAACAUUAUACUAGCGAAUAAUUUAUAUAUUUAUUCGUAAGAUAUGUAAGACGGAUGAGAGAAUUCUUUUUUUCACUAAAAAGAAAAAUAAAUUCUCUUAUGGAAUGCAAUAUCAACGAAUGUUGAUAUCUGCAUUAAAACGAAUGUUUAAUCAUGUGCAUGCUCUGUCUGAAGAGUAUAAUAUUGUAUGGAAUAUUAUUGUUAUACUCUAUAUAAGGCAUACUCCCUUUUGAAUCACGUUUUCAAAUAAUCUUUACAGAACUGUUCAAAAAGAUUCGUAUAUGCGGGCAAUCGGAUAUAUAUUGUAAUAAGCGAAAGUGAGAAAAGAACGACAGAGAAAAGAUGUGUAUGUGCGUGUGUGUGCAUGUGUGUAUUUUGUGAAUAUAUAUUGAGAUGUUUUCUAAAAAGCAAUUUUUAUAAUCAUCAUAUUGUAUGCCAAAAUCCGGAUAGUGAAUAUUGAUUGUUAAUAAGAAGGUAUUCAAUUUGUACAUUUUUAUAAUAAUUACAUAUGUAUCUGUAAAUCUUUGAGGUCACUCUUUUAGUCAAAAACAUAAUUUAUUACUGCAAUUGUACUAUAUGAAUUUAUUGGAAUAUGAUUUACAUCUAACAAUAAGUUAUGCAAAAAUCAAUAUGUACUGAAAAAAUAUAAGAAUGAAUUUAUUUAUAGUAUUGUUAUGCCCGGUAUGGAAGACCGGGCUGGCGAGCGGCUGUAUUCAUGUUAAUAUAGAUGACGAUCAGAUUUGUGUUAGGUCUGUCUGUCUGUCUAUCUGUCUUGCGACGAUCCAGGAAUUUCACCUCUAACGUCGCAAUACGAAUGCCCUCAUUUUGGCAAAUGAUUUUGCUUCUGUAUUUAUAGCUUUUUUGUGUGAAAUGCUCAUUGUCAACAUUUGUUUAUAUAAUUCACAGAUACUUGAUGUAAUCGUAUUUACUAACGAAAAAUAAUUUAUGCAUUUUUUUAUGCUAUUCUUGCAACUACGUAACUCUUAGUAUUCUUUGACCUCAAAGACGCAAAUGACUGAGAUUUAAAACCCACGAACACUCAGCAAUGUUAAAUGGAAAAUUUUAUCAGCGUUCGUGUAUAAAUUAUAUUCGUGUAUAGGGCGUAUAGUAUACAUUUUAACAGGCGCUAAAACACUCGAUUCGACAUUUGGAUCGAAAAACACCCGAUGGUGAACUUUGCGAAAUUAAUGUCCACUUUAAACCGAGGUAGUGAGUAUUAGCGCAGAGCGAUUAGGGAAUGGAAACAUAGAAUCUAAGCACUCAAAGGGAGAGACUGUAUUAUACUUUUUAUAAUUUUGUAUUAAUGAAAAAAAAAAGAAGAAGAGCGUGUUCCGUUUGUCGGAGAAAAAAAGAUAAACUGGACUUGACGACAUCGUCCGGUGGUUUUUACUCCCACGCUCGUUAAACGCUGGAUAAUGAUCAGAGAGUGCGCGAAAGUGCUAUUGAGUUAAAUAAGACUUUUAGAACUGACAAACCUCCGAAUCGAAAUUUAUAUCGAUUGUAAUCCCGACCGUCUCGAAGGUUUGCCACGGAGACUUAGACUUAAGUUAAUUUAUGUAAACUUCAGCGAACGAUCAUACAUAUUUAAGACCUUUAUAUAUUCAGUCAAAUAUAAUAUACAAUUAAUGUUUUUCGUA